This is a messenger RNA of Leptopilina boulardi, 630 nucleotides long. RefSeq names its product MD-2-related lipid-recognition protein-like. Gene Ontology annotation, molecular function: sterol binding. The record is from RefSeq and is a predicted model, not a curated record. NCBI's taxonomy places the organism in Eukaryota, Metazoa, Arthropoda, Insecta, Hymenoptera, Figitidae. The transcript has 4 exons. Gene Ontology annotation, biological process: sterol transport. Bases 77 to 547 code for a protein of 156 amino acids.
UCUCUUCGUUAUCAGUCCACCCAACUUGAUCAUCACAACGUUUUUCUUUCACUUAGUUGCUGACCCUUCAUCAAGAAUGAUUAGCCAAAGUGUAUUUGCUUUCGUUUUGCUGCUGAUUUCCACAGCUUUUGCUGAAGAAGUUGAAUGGCAUUAUUGCAAUCCUGAAAGUCAAAAUCUAUGUACAAUUCAAAAUGUUCAAGUAAUUCCUUGUAAAGAAGCAGCCAAUAAUCAACCGUGUAAAUUAAAAAAAGAAAAAGAUGCACAAAUCACAUUUAAUUACACAGCAAACUUUAAUGCUGAAAAUGCAGUGUCUCAAGCAUAUUGGGAUUCGGGCAUUUUGGAUAUUGCAUUGGCUGGAAUGAACACUAAUGCCUGUAAAAAUACCAAAUGUCCUAUUGUUAAAAACGAAAGUAGCUAUUAUGAUAUAAAGAUACAUAUGAGUAAAUUGUUUCCCUCCAAAGAAUUUAAGGUGAAGUGGAAACUAUGGAAUAAGGAACAAGUAGAUGAAUUAUGCUGUUUUACUAUUAACAUUAGAAUAAUGCCAUAAUUGUUUGUAACUGAGAUAUAAGAAAAAUUCUAAUUUUACAUAAGUGAUUUAAUUAAAUAAAUAAAUGUUUUUGAUUUUAAAAA